UCUUCGGCAAAGUUGUUCAGUAGGUCAAUAUGAAAUAUUAUAUGAAAUACCGUAAACUACUAUGUUUCUAACAAAACUUGGGCAUUUUGAACCAUCUUUCCCUACACCUAUAGAAACGCCAGAGAGAAUGAUACCCACUGAACCAAACCACUCAUUCGGGGUAUAAUCGUGUUACAGUAAACUUCACAACUUUUGCGAGCGAGAAAGAGAGUCAAUCUAGUAGGCGGCCGUGGGAGGAAGAAAAGUUCAACCAUCAACACCCAGAAAACGCAGAAGGCGCAGGCAGCAAGGCUGGUUGAUUGAUUUGCACCGAAGCCGGCUGCUGGGUUGCUGAGAUCAACGAAACAGGCUAACGUUCCGGAACGAAACAUCGGAGAGAAGUGAAAACGCAAAGUACCUGCCUGUACCUGUGCUAUGAUGGGUGGAAAAAUGCAGCAGCAGGAACGACAAACUUCCGCUCGAUUAAUCAUUGCUGUGGUGGCGCUGGUGUUGCAGUUGCUGACGUUGUUGCCAGUGACGGAAUGCGUCCGGGCUUACGGUGGAGAUCCGCAGUUGAAUGCGAUUUAUUUCAACGUGUUGAUGAGUGAAGGCUUGAACGUGAAUGGCCAGGUGGAACUGUUACAAAAGGCGCUGGAUGGAGUGCAGUACUUCACGGAGCGACGACAAGGGACCCAGAUGGACGAGAGGGUUGAGCACCAGUUGGCACAGCUGCUUUCGUUGAUUAAUCAAAACUUGGUCAAGCUACCACUCAGCAAUCGGACAAGGACUCAGAUGUAUGAACAGUUGCUGGCGAUUAUUCAACCAAUCAUCGAUGUGGAGAUUUGAAUUGUUUCCAAGGCAAUUUUCGCUUGCUUUGUUUCGGUGAUAAUAAAAUGUUUAAGUCGAUCAUGCCGUGCCCAA
This is a messenger RNA of Aedes aegypti (yellow fever mosquito), 900 nucleotides long. RefSeq lists its product as uncharacterized. The record is from RefSeq and is a predicted model, not a curated record. NCBI's taxonomy places the organism in Eukaryota, Metazoa, Arthropoda, Insecta, Diptera, Culicidae. The coding region runs from base 415 to 825 and encodes 136 amino acids. The transcript is spliced from 2 exons.